Molecule: messenger RNA, 1086 nt
Organism: Dictyostelium discoideum AX4
Lineage: Eukaryota; Evosea; Eumycetozoa; Dictyosteliales; Dictyosteliaceae
Gene: slbp
Product: histone RNA hairpin-binding protein
Exons: 1
Coding region: 1-1086 (361 amino acids)
Cellular component (GO): nucleus
Molecular function (GO): mRNA binding; RNA binding
Source: RefSeq, a predicted model, not a curated record
AUGGAAAAUAAAGAAGUACAAUUUAACAAAGAUAAAUCGUUAUACAGUAAUAGUGAUAUAAGGCAAAACAAUAAGAAUGAUGUUGUAAUUACAACCAAUUUUCAUAAUAGCAAUAAUUACGAUCGUUCAUAUAAAAAUAAUAAUAAUAAUAGUGAUAAUAGUGAUUAUAAUAAUAAUAAUAAUAAUAAUAAUAAUAAUAAUAGCAAUAUUAAUAUAAACUAUGUAUCUAACAAUCCAAAUAGUAAUAAAUAUUCAAAUAGUAGUAAACUGGAAAUAAGGAAUAAUCAUAGAUCCACUCCCUAUGAUAGACCAAAUAAUAAUAAAUAUAAUGUAAAAACAACAUACACUCAAAACUUUAACCCUACAAAUAAUAAUAAUGAUAAUAAUAAUAAUAAUAAUAAUAAUAAUAAUAAUAAUAAUAAUAAUAAUAAUAAUAAUAUUAAUAUUAAUAAUGGAAAUACACACUAUAAUAGCAAAUACUAUAACCAAAAUAAUAAUAAUGAAAAUAAAGAAAAUAAAGAAAAUAAUAAUAAUAAUAAUUUUAAUAAUAAAAAAUUAAAUGUUGUAUCAUUACCAUCAGUUUUAAAGAAUCAAAAAGAAACUGAUGAAGAAAAGAUUAAACAAAGACAAAAGCAAAUUGACUUUGGUAAAAAUACAAUUGGUUAUGAUAAUUAUAUUCAGAGAGUACCAAAAGAUAAAAGAGAUAGAAUACAUCCAAGAACACCUGACAAAUAUCAAAAAUGUUCAAGAAGGUCUUGGUUAGGUCAAAUUAAAAUUUGGAGAAAAGCAUUACACAAAUUUGAUCCAAAUAAAAGUGAUAAUGAUAAUGAAGAUAGUGAUAAUGAUAAUUAUAUUGAUAACGAUAAUGAAGAUGAUAAUCUUAAAAAUGAAAAAGAUGAAAAUAUCAUAAAAAUUAAAAAAGUACAUGAUAAAGAUUAUGAAAUUGAUGAACAAUUAACACCACCACCACCACCACCACCAAAAAUAAUAGAAAAGAAAAAGGAAGAAGAAGAAGAAGAAGAAGAUUAUGAAAUUGAAUCACUUGAGGAGAAUCAAGAAUUUUUAAGACAAUUAUUAACAAAAUAA